Molecule: messenger RNA, 606 nt
Organism: Chaetomium strumarium
Lineage: Eukaryota; Fungi; Ascomycota; Sordariomycetes; Sordariales; Chaetomiaceae
Exons: 2
Coding region: 1-606 (201 amino acids)
Source: RefSeq, a predicted model, not a curated record
AUGGCCAACCUGACAGUCAACUCUCAAGCACCUGCUGCUGCUUCUUUUGGCAAUCAUCAUAUGCCUGCCACGACGGUCACUGGGCUCGGGGACCACCACCUCGACCUCCAGCCCAUCGAGCAGCAACAAAUCCAAGCAGGCCGGCGGCUACGGCUCCUCCACGCAACCAACGUUGAACUACCUCAUCUCCUCAAUCAGAUGGACCUCAACUCGGACGUGUACGCCGCUGGUGAGAACUACUACUACCAGGCCGUUGAGCCAAGCGAGUUCGGACAGAACCCCGUGGACGACGACGACCCAUCGAUGCUUGGAGCUAACCUGGAGCCGCAUCCAUAUAUCGUCACCGACGACGUCCUCCAAAGCGGCGUCGACCUCGACCAGCACGACGACGCCGCUCUUCAACAGGCCACGGCUGUUGGUCUGUUGCACCACCAGCAGCAGCAGUUCGGCGCUGCCGGAGAGGGGGGCGCCAACAUGAACGGCCUCGCCUCGCCCCCGGUGGUCAUCCAGUACAUUCUCACUGGGGACAACAACAUCAACCUCAUGAUCAACGGGCAGACUCAGCAGCAGCUGGUCUUGGGACACCACGAACAGGGUGGUCAGUAG